AUGACGCCCGGGUCUCGGAGCGCCUUUCACUGGGCGCUGCUGCUGCUGGCGGUACUGUGGCCGCAGGUAACGUCCCGCGCCCUCUCCGCCCCCUCCCGCGGCUGCGCUCCCGGCUUGCGCCCCGGCGCCGCUGAACCUGACCGCCCUCCUCCCUCCUUCUCUCCGUCCCUGUGCAGCAGCGCGCGGCGGGCUCCGGCAUCUUCCAGCUGCGGCUGCAGGAGCUCGCGCUGCCCGAGCACCAGUUAUGUUGACCUGAGCUCGGGUACCUUCUCACUCAGCAUCCAAGCUUGGCACGCACCGGGAGACGACCUGAGGCCAGGCGGGGGAAACGCGGGCUUGGGGGUGGGGGCCAGGACGCUUAGCUUGGCCGGAGCUGCGCCCCGCGCUGGACGCUCGGAUUCCGCUUGCUGCCUGGACUCAGAGCACAAUUGCGUUUCCUGCGGGUUAUUUUUGGCGUGGGAACGCGGGGAGCACGGCGAGGCUUUACCAGGCGAUGCACUUAUCAGUGAAAUCAUCAUCCAAGGCUCCCUUGCUGUGGGUCAGACUUGGCAACCAGAUGAGCAAAACAAGACCCUCACAAGACUGCGCUAUUCUUACCGGGUCAUCUGCAGUGACAACUACUAUGGAGAUAACUGUUCCCGUCUGUGCAAGAAGCGCAAUGACCUCUUCGGACACUAUGUGUGCGAGCCAGAUGGCAGCCUGUCCUGCCUGCCCGGUUGGACUGGGAAAUACUGUGAUCAGCCUAUCUGUCUUUCUGGCUGUCAUGAACAGAAUGGCUACUGCAGCAAGCCAGCAGAGUGCCUCUGCCGUCCAGGUUGGCAGGGCCGCCUAUGCAAUGAAUGUAUCCCCCACAAUGGCUGUCGUCAUGGCACCUGCAGCACCCCCUGGCAGUGCACCUGUGAAGAGGGCUGGGGAGGUCUGUUCUGUGACCAAGAUCUCAAUUACUGCACUCACCACUCUCCAUGCAAGAAUGGAGCGACAUGUUCCAACAGUGGACAGCGGAGCUAUACCUGCACCUGUCGCCCAGGCUACACUGGUGUGGACUGUGAGCUGGAACUCAGCAAGUGUGACAGCAACCCCUGUCGAAAUGGCGGCAGCUGUAAGGACCAGGAGGAUGGCUACCACUGCCUGUGUCCCCCAGGCUACUAUGGCCAGCACUGUGAACAUAGUACCUUGACCUGUGCAGACUCACCCUGCUUCAAUGGGGGCUCCUGCCGGGAGCGAAACCAGGGGGCCAGUUAUGCCUGUGAAUGCCCCCCUAAUUUCACUGGCUCCAACUGUGAGAAGAAAGUAGACAGGUGCACCAGCAACCCGUGUGCCAAUGGGGGCCAGUGCCUAAACAGAGGUCCAAGCCGUACCUGCCGCUGCCGACCUGGAUUCACAGGCGCCCACUGUGAACUCCACAUCAGCGACUGUGCCCGAAGCCCCUGUGCCCAUGGGGGCACUUGCCACGAUCUGGAGAAUGGGCCGGUGUGCACCUGCCCUGCUGGCUUUUCUGGCAGGCGCUGUGAGGUGCGGAUAACCAGCGAUGCGUGUGCCUCAGGGCCCUGCUUCAACGGGGCCACCUGCUACAAUGGCAUCUCCCUAGACAACUUCGUCUGCAACUGUCCUUACGGCUUUGUGGGCAGCCGCUGCGAGUUUCCCGUGGGUUUGCCACCCAGCUUCCCCUGGGUCGCUGUCUCCCUGGGUGUGGGGCUGGUGGUACUGCUGGUGUUGCUGGGUAUGGUGGCAGUAGCUGUGCGGCAACUGAGGCUUCGGCGGCCCGAUGAUGGCAGCAGGGAGGCCAUGAACAACUUGUCGGACUUCCAGAAGGACAACCUAAUCCCUGCUGCCCAGCUCAAGAACACAAACCAGAAGAAGGAGUUAGAAGUGGACUGUGGCCUGGACAAGUCCAAUUGUGGCAAACCGCAGAACCACACAUUGGAUUAUAAUCUGGCUCCAGGACCCCUCGGGCGGGGAGCCAUGUCUGGGAAGUAUCUUCACAGUGACAAGAGCUUAGGAGAGAAGGUGCCACUUCGGUUACACAGUGAAAAGCCAGAGUGUCGAAUAUCAGCGAUAUGCUCCCCCAGGGACUCCAUGUACCAGUCAGUGUGCUUGAUAUCAGAAGAGAGGAACGAAUGUGUCAUUGCCACAGAGGGGGGCCGCGCCCACUGCUCCUCGCGUCCCGGGCUGGGUCGGAUUGGGCAGCGGAAGAGUCAGGUGCGCUCGCCCGCCUGUCGGGGGCAGCUCUCCACCUGCUGCCACCGCCGGGCGCCCGGGAGCUCUGCGGCUCCCCGCCCUCUGCUCUUUGUUACAGCCCGACUUCCUGUUUGUGGUCGCCGACCCGGGCUCACUUCCCGGGCCGGGAAGCCGCCGAAGGCCGUGAGUUUCUCGGAGACACUCCCACUGGGUCCCGCCCCCUGCCUCCUCCGUGCCUGCCCCGGCUCUUCGUCCCGCCCCCACCCCUCCCUCCCGCCGCGGGAAGCGGAGUCUCCAGCGGGCUUCACGGCGGGACGGCAGGACAGCCACCGGACACUAGAGGGCGCUGCGCGGCCGCCCAGGCUGCUGUCCCGCAGGAGGCUCCUGGGGACCAGUCCAGGAAUCCCGAAUUAG
Molecule: messenger RNA, 2592 nt
Organism: Cricetulus griseus (Chinese hamster)
Lineage: Eukaryota; Metazoa; Chordata; Mammalia; Rodentia; Cricetidae
Source: RefSeq, a predicted model, not a curated record